AUGGACCCAACCCUUGGGACCAGGACUUUGCUAUGUUUGUCUCUUGCUUCGCUGUUACAUUUGGCAUGGGCCACCUGUGAAGCUUCCAACUUGCUUCAGCUCCCUCUCGGCACCCUUGGGGCCCUGGAAGGGGGGAGAGACUCGCAUGGAAAGGCUGAUGCAAUCAGCUUGAGUUCGCCUGAAUUUUCAGUCCUCUUACCAAAGUUGGAUGCGAAGAUGGAGCCAUUGACAGUUUUCAGAAUGAAAGGUGACCUGGACUGUCCUCCGUGCCUCCAGAUGGUGCGCGCGCUUCGGAAUACUCGUCCGACCUUAAAGCACCCGGGCGUGAUUCACACCGGUAUUCUUCUGCCAGAAGGAGCGGACAACUUCGACGGAUGGGUCGAGACUGCUCGAAAGCUUCGACUUUUGCCCAUGUCCUUUUUGGCUUCUCAAGACCUUCAGAACGUCAAGCUGUACUUUUGGGCCAAUGUGGAACAGACGCAUCCCCUGAUUCAAGAGAUCUUUGCACCACUCUUGGGACAGUACGGCAAGUAUAUUGAAAUCAAGAGAUUUGAUGCGGCUGCAGAGAUCAAGAAGGUAUGUAGCCACUAUAAGGCCAAUAUUCAGAGCUUUUCCAACUUGACUGGGGAACUGGUGAAAAUUUAUGAGUCACAAGAGCUUGUGGAUUCUCAAUCUGAUCUGAUGCGUCUUUUUCUGCUGUACAACUACGGGGGCGCCUGGAUAGAUAGCGAUACGUUGCUGGUUCAAAGCCUAUCCCCACUCCUGGAGGAGGAUUGGGUUGGCUACAUGAGGAAUUUCUUGCCUAACAAUAAUGCAUUGUCCUCCUCCAAACCUCGGUCAAAGUUCAUCACAGCCUGGUUGGGACACAUCUUACAGCUGGGGGUGAACACGACCCGGUACGCCUAUGGACCGUUCAGUCUGGACGCCAUGGUACGCGAAAUUCAGCGCUCGGUGGCCAAUUCCACUUUUCGUGUGCUGCCCGGAUGCUUCUUUGAGGGCGUCUCCAAUAAAGGUGCUCGAGCCGCGGACGAGGAGAUACCCAAGCGCACGCAGUUCUUCAACUCUACUUCACUGGAAUUGAUGAUCCGAAGACGGAACUAUAUUGACCCCAGGAGCAGGAAUCAUUCGACCUUUGGAUAUCAUUGGCACAACCAGUGGGGGAAGAAAGUGGAAGACUCUUCAAUGGCAGAUGCUGCAGAGAAAUUGUAUUGCGAGCUGCUGAACAUCAAAUUGAAAUGAGUGAGAAAAUUGCUGUCUUCACACCCAACCCAGGCCAUGACUGUUGUGUGCGACGAGAAGGGAUGGAAACAACUGACGAGGUUUCAAAUUUUGAAGUAUUACUUGCCAAAACCGCAGUGCCAUCAUAUGCCCUGUUCACAGGGAUAGAAACAUAACUUAAGAAAAUGUGAAAGAUAUAUUUCUAUAGAGAGAUUUC
Molecule: messenger RNA, 1435 nt
Organism: Cladocopium goreaui
Lineage: Eukaryota; Dinophyceae; Suessiales; Symbiodiniaceae
Source: the annotation of a GenBank genome assembly